Molecule: messenger RNA, 456 nt
Organism: Knipowitschia caucasica
Lineage: Eukaryota; Metazoa; Chordata; Actinopteri; Gobiiformes; Gobiidae
Source: the annotation of a GenBank genome assembly
AUGAAAGAAAUCCACCCUGCUGCCAACUUACCUGAAAUGAAUACGGUUAAGGAGCGCGGCGGCUCGGCGGCUCUCCCCAGUGAGUCGCUGCAGAUUUCAGGCGGAUUGGACCGUUCCUUGCUUCUGAACCUCCACUGCCCCCUAGUGGCCGCUCUCUGCCAUGUGUGUGCAGUGUAUUCGUAUGUAGAUGUGGGCUGUGUAAAGAAGAGGUUCUGUGCCAGGGUUGAAGCGAUCCUCGUCAACAUUUUCGGGGGAAUCGUGAACUGUGCCAUAAUCGCCAACGGCAUCACCAAAGCCUGUCGAGAGCUGGAACUCAAGGUCCCGCUGGUGGUCCGGCUCGAAGGAACCAACGUGCACGAGGCCAAGAGGAUCCUGUCCGAGAGCGGUCUGCCCAUCACUGCCGCAGACGACUUGGACGAUGCGGCGAAGAAAGCAGUGGCUGCCACCACGAAGUAG